Molecule: messenger RNA, 948 nt
Organism: Anopheles aquasalis
Lineage: Eukaryota; Metazoa; Arthropoda; Insecta; Diptera; Culicidae
Source: RefSeq, a predicted model, not a curated record
AUGAAGCGUGCCUCUUCCGCGAUCGGUCCCACUACGGCCUCAACGCCACCGAACAGAAACACUAGUAACAGUAGUGCGGCCGUGGUGUCCGCCACUGCGGCGAUCGAUUGUAGUGGCUCAUCACCGGGAGCAACUUCGUCCGCAUCCGCCACAAUCACCGCCGGAGUGACCUCCCAGAUGAUCUUCCAGAGCCAUUUGCAGCAUUCGCUCGAUCGGUUGCCACCAUUAUCGGCAUCGUCCUCGCCGAUAUCAUCGUCCGCCUCUUAUCGUAACGCUGGCUCAAUUUUAUUGCCCGGCGGAGCACAGGAUAACAGUGUGGCGGCGGUGGCAGCGGUAUCACAUCAUGCUGCCGCAGCAGCACUCCUGGGUAAUGCUGCAAGUGGUUUUGGGUUUACACUCGCCAACGACGAUAAUGGUGGCAGCACCACCAGCGGACCAGUGGAUGAUCAUGGUACCGCAACCGGGAACUACAAUGAGCUGCGGGACAGUGAGCGAGACGAUACUUCCGGAUUUCUUGCGUCUGCGGGUGUCGUCAACUAUUGUUUGGAAGGACCGAUCUCAUCGUCCUCACUGCUGCCCCCGGUGUCCCCUUCGGCAGCAGCAGCAGCAGCAGCAUCGUCAUCAGCAUUGGUUGAUGAUGAACCGGCAGAAGCGAUCGAGGUGGAGCAGCAGGGCGGUGGUAGCAGCACCAGCAGCAACAGCAGUAGUCGACGAUCGUCGGCGCUAACGGCGGCUGCUGCAGCGGCAGCCGUAGCAGCCAGGAAGGCUGCUGCAGCUGCAGCUGCGGCCGUUGUUGCACACCACCAUCAUCACCAUCAUCUGCAGCCUCAUGCGACAACGGUGGCAGCAUCGGCAGCCGAUGCCUUGCAGCAGUACGUACAGCAUCAUCCUCCACAUCACCAUCACCAUCAUCAUCGCUCGCUGCCGAUGGAUGUUUCGGCACUGUGA